Trachymyrmex septentrionalis is the source of this 1723-nucleotide messenger RNA. Its product is annotated as hydroxylysine kinase. Gene Ontology annotation, molecular function: amino acid kinase activity. The record is from RefSeq and is a predicted model, not a curated record. Bases 620 to 1705 code for a protein of 361 amino acids. The transcript is spliced from 2 exons. Lineage: Eukaryota; Metazoa; Arthropoda; Insecta; Hymenoptera; Formicidae.
CACAUAUUUUGACAUUUUUCAAUGACUCUGAAAAUCAUAUGGUGUAAGAUUUAUCCAAUUUCGGUUUCGUUUUCGGUUUCGGCCGAAAUUGAAUAAAAACUGAAUAUUCGUUUCAGUUUUAGUCGGAGAUAAAAAGUGGUUUCGGUCAGACUCUAGUAAUAACUCCACAAAUGCUAUCUCCGUUGGUUUUAUCAACUGAUAAGAUUGAAUCAUUUAGUCACCGCGAUACGUUAUAUCGUGCUGCAUCGUGUAUGCUCAAUUACUACUGAUGUAAAUAUCAUUGCGCGUUUGUACCCUCCAGUUGUGCUGAAUGUCAACGAUGAUUGAGCGUGGACUACGCUCCCCGCACACAUAAUCGCUUGUCUAGCUUAGCAAACCGUUCCAUCCAAGAAUUUAGUUUGCCGCUUCCUUUGGUUGAAUAAACACGUCCUUUAGUCGGUUUAACAAUUAAUCAACCGAAGAACAAAGAAGAUAUUCCAGCUACGGCUUUGUUCGCUGUUCCAAACGCUCUUCCUCUCGCUCUCUCUCUCUUCGCUGUGCAGGGAACGUAUUUCUUUUUUCAUCGUCCCGGCUUCUCCCUUAAUAACUCAGUUAUUUUUGCGUCGUGCAUCGCGACAGUAUGGAGUACAAUGAUACGCUGCUCAUCCCAGGUCAGCAUAUACGUCCGCCCGUAACCGAGGAGACAGCGGUCGCACUGCUGAAGCGACUCUACGGUAUGAGGGCGACGAGUGUGCGUGAACUGAACUCUUACGACGAUCGCAAUUACCAUAUGAUAUGUGAUGGGACGACCGUGAAUCCACACGCAAUCAGCCCAGAGAAGGCCGGUUAUGUCCUUAAGGUGAUCAAUUUCUUGGAUUCUCGCAAGACCGAUGUGAUAGAAGCGCAGACAGAAUUAAUGAUUUUCCUCAAUCAGCAAAAUGUCUGCUGCCCAUUACCGAUUAAGAAUAUGAACGGCGCGUACUUUUCUUUGGAGACUCUGAAGAACGAGAAUACCAUGGAGAAGUAUGCCGUGAGACUGUUAGUCUAUCGUCCCGGUGAGUUAUUGUACCAUGUAAAAAUAACCGACGAAUUGUUGCGCAAGGUCGGCAGCUUUACCGCGAGAAUCGAUGAAAUACUCACGGGCUUCAAUCAUCCCGCUUUCGACAAUCACAAAUCAUUGUGGAUGUUGACUUCAGUGCCGCGAGUGCAGCAAUUCACGUAUGCAAUCAAGAGUUCGUUGGAUAAACAGCUGGUGCACGACGUGAUCGUAAGUUUCCAAAGAGAAGUGUUGUCAAUCACAGACCAGCUGGAACAAACGAUCAUACAUGGUGAUCUAAAUGAGCAUAACAUUCUUGUAAGUCCCGACGGUAAAGAUAUUGUCGCUGUGAUCGAUUUCGGUGACUGUCACAGGACUUGUUGUAUUUUUGAGCUAGCGGUAGUUCUUUGCUACAUGAUCCUACAAACAGCCAAUAUAGAAAAAGGUAGAUACGUCGUGGAAGGUUACGAAAAGAUCAAGAAACUGACCGACGUAGAGAAGAAGAUUCUUAAGAUUAGCGUAUGCGCCAGGAUAUGCCAGAGCUUGAUAAUGGGCGCUUACUCGCACUUGCACGAUCCCGAAAAUCAGUAUUUGCUGACCACACAGAAAACCGGAUGGAUGUUACUAAAGAGAUUGUGGCCCAUGAGUCGAGAAGAUGUGAUGCAAGCUUGGGGAUUAACUGUUUCCUAAACAAGUAAUAUUGAUCAG